AUGACUCUACCAUCGUUUCAAUCCGAGCUACCUUCAACCACACACUAUCGUGUGUCAUUUCCCGAAGCCCGUAUCAUGUUAGUCACUAUAGAUCGAGAGAAACAACGGAACUCUCUACCGUCCUACGCUCACUGGGAAGCACAUGAGCUCUUCACCUGGUUCGACAAUGAGCCAUCGCUCCUUGUGGCUGUCGUCACCGGGGCCGGGAACAAGGCCUUUUGUGCAGGGCAGGACCUCCAAGAACAGAGCACGAAACGGACAAAUGAGAAAACGGCAUCUGAGAAAGCUCUACUUACCCAUCCUCCGACAGGGUUCAUGGGACUCAGUCAGCGGAAAGGUGUCAAGCCCGUCCUGGCAGCUGUGAAUGGGUUUGCUCUGGGUGGAGGGUUUGAAAUUUGUCUCAAUUCUGACAUUAUCGUUGCAUCUCCGACGGCUGAGUUUGGGCUUCCAGAGGCUCAGGUCGGCUUGUAUGCGGCAGCGGGUGGCUUACCCCGGUUGGUUCGAACAUGUGGUAUGCAAGUCGCCACGGAGCUCGCUUUGACAUGCAGAAGGAUCCCCGCAGAAGAGGCUCUGAGUCUCCGCUUGAUUAACAAGGUCUCCAAGACGCCUGAAUCUGUUGUGGAGGAGUGCCUGGCUAUUGCAUCACGGAUUGUGCAGUUGUCCCCGGAUGCGAUCCUGGCGACGCGACAGGGGCUUAGGGCAGCCUGGGAGAAUCCAAGUGUGCAGCACGCAACUUCGCAUGUCCGUGAAAUGUACGCGGAUCGAGUGGUCAAAGGGGAGAAUUUUAAGAUUGGCAUAGAGGCCUUUGUAAAGAAAACCAGGCCACAAUGGGUGAUGCCUAAGAUUUAA
Molecule: messenger RNA, 849 nt
Organism: Aspergillus pseudotamarii
Lineage: Eukaryota; Fungi; Ascomycota; Eurotiomycetes; Eurotiales; Aspergillaceae
Product: ClpP/crotonase-like domain-containing protein
Exons: 2
Coding region: 1-849 (282 amino acids)
Biological process (GO): fatty acid beta-oxidation
Cellular component (GO): mitochondrion
Molecular function (GO): enoyl-CoA hydratase activity
Source: RefSeq, a predicted model, not a curated record